AUGCAGCGGUGUUACGGAGAAGGCUCGGGUCGACUGUGGCUCUCGCCGAUUGUCAUUUGUUGUAUUUUGGCAGUGUGUGUACUCGCACGUGUCUUGUCACACCCGCAGUGUCUGGACUUUAAGCCGCCCUUCCGACCGCUCAGGGAGCUGGAGUUUUGCGUCAUGUACAAGGAGUUUGGCUGCUGUGAUUAUCAGAGGGACCAAGAGCUGAUGACAAAGUACUACCAGAUUAUGGAUCAUUUUGAUCAUUAUGGAUAUGCCAACUGUGCUGGGUUCGUCCUGGAGCUGCUAUGCCAGGAAUGCUCUCCAUAUGCAGCUCACCUCUUUGAUGCGGAGGACCCAAGCACCCCAGUCAGGACCAUCCCUGGCCUCUGUCCUGAGUACUGCUCCCAGUUUUGGAAGAAGUGCAGCGCCACCAUCCCGUUCCUGUCUGACGACCCACACACAGCCGAAAUCAAAGAAGACCAAACACUUCUCUGCCAGUAUCUGAAGCUUGACGAUGUGGACUACUGUUACCCUCACCUCCUCAGCAGCCAGAAGCUCACCCAGAAUCUGGGCCGGGUUCAGUCAGACUCUGAGGGUUGUCUCCAGCUGUGCCUGGAAGAAGUUGCGAACGGGUUGCAGAACCCGCUUGCCAUGGUGCAUGCCAACGAUGGCACGCAUCGGUUUUUUGUGGCGGAACAAGUAGGUUUGGUGUGGAUUUAUCUUCCUGAGCGGUCCAAACUGGAGAGACCUUUUUUGAACAUUACUAGGACGGUGUUAACGUCAUCAUGGGAAGGUGACGAGAGAGGCUUUCUAGGACUCACCUUUCACCCCAAGUACAAAUACAAUGGGAAGCUCUAUGUGUAUUACUCAGUGGAGGUGGGUUUUGAUGAGAGGAUUAGGAUUAGUGAGUUCCAUGUUUCAGCCAAAGACAUGAAUGUGGUGGAUCAUGCCUCUGAGCGGGUUAUUUUGGAGAUUGAUGAACCAGCAUCCAAUCACAAUGGAGGGCAACUUCUAUUUGCAGAUGAUGGCUACUUGUAUGUUUUCACAGGGGAUGGUGGAAUGGCAGGAGAUCCCUUUGGGAAAUAUGGGAAUGCCCAGAACAAGUCAGCUCUGUUGGGUAAAGUUCUCCGCAUUGAUGUGAAUGACAAUGAGAGAGGCCCAUUGUACAGAAUUCCUCCAGAUAACCCCUUCAUACAGGAGCGGGGGGCACGACCUGAGAUUUAUGCUUACGGGGUCCGCAAUAUGUGGAGGUGUUCUGUGGAUCGGGGUGACCAAUGGACCAAAGAGGGCAAAGGGCGUAUCUUCUGCGGGGAUGUGGGCCAGAACAAGUUUGAAGAGAUUGACAUCAUUGAGAAAGGUCGAAACUUCGGAUGGAGAGCCAAGGAGGGCUUCUCUUGCUACGACAAGAAGCUGUGUGCCAACAGCUCGCUAGAUGAUGUCCUCCCUAUUUAUGCAUACCCUCACAAGAUGGGCAAGUCAGUGACUGGUGGCUAUGUGUACCGAGGCUGUGAAUACCCCAACAUGAACGGCAUGUACAUAUUUGGAGACUUCAUGAGCGGGCGUUUGAUGAGUCUGCGGGAAGACAGAAACACAGGGAGAUGGAAAUACAAUGAGAUAUGUAUGGGGAAGGGCCUGACCUGUGCCUUCCCUGGACUCAUCAACAACUACCACCAGUACAUCAUCUCCUUUGCAGAGGAUGAAGCUGGCGAACUGUACUUCAUGUCAACUGGAAUACCGAGUGCCACAUCACCUUCAGGAGUCAUUUAUAAAAUCGUGGACCCCUCCAGACGUGCUCCACCAAGACAAUGUCACUAUGACCCUCUUCCUGUUAGAGUGAAAAGCAACCUCAUCAAGUUUGUUCCCCAGGAAAUAUUAAUUGGUGUUGAGCCACCAAAGAAAACCCUGCCUGAGCCACCACCCACGGAGCCCUUCGACUGGCUCCAAGAGUUAAUUGAUCGUCUAGGAGGACCAGAACCGACCACCCCGUUACCAACCACAACUACCACCAAAUCAACAAAACAAUUGAGGCGGAAAGGCAGACACAGGAAGGGCAAAUCCAGAACGGAAAGUACACCCGAGCUCCAGAAUGGAGUGGUGAGGCUGGUUGGGGAUGAACAGGGCCGCAGCGACCGUGGACGGGUGGAGAUCUACGUUAACAGGGACUGGGGCACCGUGUGUGAUGACCUAUGGACCACCAAGAAUGCUGCAGUGGUUUGCCGGCAGCUGGGCUUCAGGUAUGCUCUGAAGGCAGCCAAAAAUUCAGAGUUCGGGGAGGGGAAAGAUCUGCAGAUUCUUCUGGAUGAUGUUCAGUGUGUAGGAACCGAGUCCAGCCUGCUGGACUGCAAACAUGCUGGUGUGGGCACACAUAACUGUGCCCAUUAUGAAGAUGCUGGAGUGAUCUGUGGCAACUUGCACUACAUUGUUGAAAUCUAA
Messenger RNA from Cyclopterus lumpus (lumpfish), 2418 nucleotides. It is a transcript of the gene hhipl1, whose product is annotated as HHIP-like 1. Gene Ontology annotation, cellular component: membrane. The coding region runs from base 1 to 2418 and encodes 805 amino acids. NCBI's taxonomy places the organism in Eukaryota, Metazoa, Chordata, Actinopteri, Perciformes, Cyclopteridae. The record is from RefSeq and is a predicted model, not a curated record. The transcript has 9 exons.